Musca vetustissima is the source of this 1083-nucleotide messenger RNA. RefSeq names its product BTB/POZ domain-containing protein 10-like. Gene Ontology annotation, biological process: positive regulation of phosphorylation. Gene Ontology annotation, cellular component: cytoplasm. Bases 73 to 1071 code for a protein of 332 amino acids. Gene Ontology annotation, molecular function: protein binding. The record is from RefSeq and is a predicted model, not a curated record. NCBI's taxonomy places the organism in Eukaryota, Metazoa, Arthropoda, Insecta, Diptera, Muscidae. The transcript has a single exon.
AACGGAGCAAUACCCAAGGAAAUAAAAAACACUUCAUCAAACAACAUAGCCAAUGGAAAUGGAGCCGCUGCCAUGAUGGUGCGUAACAACAAUCCGGGCGAACGUAUUACAUUGCUGGUGGACAAUGUUCGUUUCAUCAUCGAGAAGGAUUUGGUGACUGCACAUCCCAACACAAUGUUGGGCACCAUGUUCAGCACAGGCUUCCAGUUUGUCCAUCCCAACGAAAGAGGUGAAUACGAGGUGGCCGAUGGCAUCUCGCACACAUUGUUUCGUGCAAUUCUUGACUACUACAAGACUGGGCUGAUAAAGUGUCCUCCCACCAUAUCUGUACCGGAAUUGAAGGAGGCUUGCGACUACUUACUGAUCCCCUUCGAUGCCACCACAGUACGCUGCCAAAAUUUACGUGGCCUUCUACACGAACUGAGCAACGAGGGAGCUCGCCAGCAAUUCGAGCUGUUUUUGGAAGAGUUCAUAUUGCCGGUCAUGGUUACGGCAGCACAAAGGGGUGACCGUGAAUGUCAUGUCGUUGUGUUGUUGGACGACGAUGUUGUCGAUUGGGACGAAGAGUUCCCGCCCCAAAUGGGUGAAGAAUACUGCCAGACCAUUCACAGUACCACAAUGCAUCGUUUCUUCAAAUACAUUGAAAACCGAGAUGUGGCCAAACAGGUUAUGAAAGAUCGUGGCCUGAAGAAGAUACGCUGUGGUAUCGAAGGUUAUCCCACACACAAAGAAAAAAUACGCCGUCGCCCGGGAGGUCGUGCCGAAGUCAUUUACAGUUAUGUUCAAAGACCCUUCAUACACAUGUCCUGGGAAAAGGAAGAGGCCAAGAGCCGUCAUGUUGACUUUCAGUGUGUCAAGUCGAAAUCGGUUACCAAUUUAGCUGAAGCUACGGCGGAUCCUCCUUUGGAAUUGGAUGCCAGCGGUAAUCCCAUACCACCGCCACCAGAAAAUGUUGUUGCAUUUCGUGCCGAUGCCGACGCCGGGAUCGAUGGCGGUGCGGUGGACGAUGCUGUUGCCGCUGAUGGCGGCGAGCUGGAAGCUGCCGGUGGUGCUAACGAGGAAAAUGCUUAAAUGUUGUCACAG